Melospiza melodia melodia is the source of this 2864-nucleotide messenger RNA. RefSeq names its product ring finger protein 43 (gene RNF43). Gene Ontology annotation, molecular function: ubiquitin protein ligase activity; frizzled binding. NCBI's taxonomy places the organism in Eukaryota, Metazoa, Chordata, Aves, Passeriformes, Passerellidae. Gene Ontology annotation, biological process: ubiquitin-dependent protein catabolic process; Wnt receptor catabolic process. Gene Ontology annotation, cellular component: plasma membrane. The record is from RefSeq and is a predicted model, not a curated record. The transcript is spliced from 9 exons. The coding region runs from base 27 to 2507 and encodes 826 amino acids.
AGCGGCCGGAGCCCGCUGCUGGUAGCAUGAGUGCUGGCCCCCAGGUGCAGCUGGCUGUCCUCUGGCCUUGGCUGCUCAUGGCGACCCUGCAGGCAGGACUGGGCCACACCGGGCUGGCGCUGGCGGCGGCCGUGGAGUCGGAGCGGGCGGCGGCGCAGAAAGCCAUCAUCAGGGUCAUCCCGCUCAAAGUGGAGCCCAUCAUCCUGGAAGGGGAGUUCGCCAACGUCGCCGAGGUGACUCCGGCCGAAGGGAAACUGCUCCAGUCCCACCCACUAUCCCUGUGCAACACCAGCGAGGAUGAACACACGGAGUCGGGAUUCAUCACCAUCGUCAAGCUGGAGCAGCCGGACCGGGAUCCCAACCCCUGCCUGUCCCUGGCCAACAAGGCAAAGCUGGCAGGGGAGCGUGGAGCCCGUGCGAUCCUUUUUGACAUCACCGAUGAUGAAAGUGCUGCUGAUCAGCUGAGGAAGCCCAGAGGCCUGAGCCAGCCUGUGGUCCUGAUCAGGGGCCAUGAUGCUGAGCUCCUCAUGGGCGUUGUGAACAAGAACAGAGAGGCCCAUGUGAAGAUAGAGGUCAAGGAGCCACCAGCUUGGCCAGACUACGAUGUGUGGAUCCUUCUCACAGUGGUCAGCACUGUGGUCGUCAUCAUUUUGAUUUUUGUUGUCCGCACAAAGUGCCAGCUGAACAGGACUCAGGACUCGGUGCAGCAGCAGACCCUGCGGGCCAUCGGGCAGCUGGCCACGCGCCGCUACCAGCCCCGGGCGCGGCCGGCCCCGCGCUGGGACUCGGCCAGCAGCUGCAGCUCCGCCCCGCUCUGUGCCAUCUGCCUCGAGGAGUUCAGCGAGGGCCAGGAACUGCGGAUCAUCUCGUGCUCCCACGAGUUCCAUCGGGAGUGUGUUGACCCUUGGCUGCAGCAACACCACACGUGUCCACUUUGCAUGUUCAAUAUUCUUGCCAGAGACUCGGGGGACCAGGCCAUGGCUGCCAGCUCCAGGCUGGUCCCUCAGGACAUGGAGCCGGGGCGGCGACUCCACCUUUUCCGCCAGCAUCCAGGACAUGCCCUUUACCACCUCCCACAAGCAUAUCCUCAGAGGAACCUCAGGAGCUUUCCCCCAGAGUCAGCCCAUGGCAACCCCUUCUUCCACUCUCCAGAGCUCUCCCAGUUGGAUUUUGGCACCAUCCACUACAUGCCCUACAGACCAGCCACCUCCCUGCUGGCCUGUGGCCACGUGGCCCCGCUGGCCCCGGGCUUGCUGGGGCAGCAGCACCCCAACCCCUCUGCAUGCGGGCAGGUGCUGGCACCCCACAGGACAUGUCCCCUUCAGCCUCAGCCCCCCUGUGUGGCACCCAAGGCAGCCGUGGCACAGAAGCAGCACCGUGUGCCCACCCUGCGCCGAGGGCUUGGCCACGGGCACCAGCACAACAGCAGUGGCUCUGGGGAGAGCUAUCUCACGGAGCACAGCGGGUACCUGGCCGACGGGCCGGGCAGCGACUCCAGCUCGGGGCCCUGCCACGGCUCCUCCAGUGACUCCAUGCUGAACUGCACAGACGUCAGCCUGCAGGGCAUCCAUGGCAGCUGCUCCACGUUCCGCAGCUCCCUCAGCAGCGACUAUGACCCCUUCGUGUACUGCAGCUCCGAGGGCCCCACCACGGACCACGGGCAGGAGCAGCUGCGGCUGCCCAGGGACAGGCGGCCCCGGUCCUUGGACCUGAUGGUGCCCCAGGGGGCUGCUCUGGCCAAGCCCCAGGUGCUCAGCCACGUCCACUACCACCACCACCAGCACCUCCACUACAGGCAGGACUCAGAGUGUCCCCCUGGGCGAGCCGGGCAGGGGCCCGGGCCACGCAAAUCCCGGUAUUCCGGGGCCAAGGUUGCCCUCCACAGUGCUCGGACACAAAAGAGAACUGAGAAAAGCCAUCAUUCUCAGCAGCCUCUGGAAAGCAGUGCCGUGCUACAGGAGGCAGCUCCAGCAGGCCAGCCAGCCUGUCCCCAGGAAGGCCAGGAACCCCGUCACACCCCCUCCAUUUCUCCAAACAGGCUGGACUUCAGUGUAGAUGCCAACAGACAACUGGGAGCUGUCCCACUGUCCCCCAGACACAGCUUACAGAGCAGGCAUCACCGAAGGAAAAGAAAGUGUCCCCUGGAGCUGGACCCCGCUCUCCUGCCCAAGGACUCGGCCGAGCCCGGAGCCUGCGGCGCUCCCCUUCCUCCUGGCCAUCCCGCUGGCUCCCGCUGCUCUCCCGAAGCCCAGCCCCUGAUCCCAAGCGCUGCCCUGCCCAGCAGCUCCCAGCCCCUCUGGAAGUGUUUAGUGCCACAGCCCAGCUCCGAGCUGAGGAAGCAGGAGGAGAGGUUGUCAGGACGGGAGAGAAACCGCUCGGUUCCUGCGGAUGUCUCAGGGACGUGCACCCCCAGGCACAGUCUGAGUGUCCGCCUUCACUGCCCAUCUCAGCAGGGUGGUCAGGAAUCUGAAGAGGAGGUCCAGGAUGUCCAUGAACACUCAGUUUAAUAAAACACUGGCCUGUUUGCUCGCUGGGAGUUGGAGUGGACACAGAUGUUGAUGGAGCUGCUCACAUGUGGCUCUGCCCAGCCCUGCCCUGCUGAGACACAGACUGGCGAGAGCAACGGGCCACUCAUGGUCUCCUGCCAUGUCCCCAGGGCCCCACGGUGACACAGACAGAGCUGCUCCCUGGGCUGUGUGCUCUGGAGGCACAGCAGCCCCUCCUCAUCCCAUGGCACCGCUCCGAGCUGGGCAGGGCUCCCGGGGGGAGCUCACCGAGUGAGUGCAAGCUGCUAUUUUGGCGUCUUCAUGCCACAGAAGGUUUUGCUAAACACUGCAAAAAUAAACAAGCCUUCAGGACCAAAA